CCCGAGCUUGCGCCCCACACCCAUCCACCCCUGCACCCCUCAGAAGAGGGGCCCCUCGCAGGCAGAGGAGCAUGGGGAGCCUCUGGGCACCUCCUCCUCCCGAGCCCCCUCUGCUGGAAGGCGCCCCUCGCCGGCCCCUGGCCCCUGCCCCCAGCCUCAGGGCUCGGGGAAGGCACCCACUUAUUCCCUCAUUUAUUCAACAACAGUCUCGUGCAGGUCCAGGUUGUACACCAAGUGUCUCCUUCCAACCUGGUGCUGGGUGAGGGGCAUGCAGGGCCCCUUGGGCCAGACCCCCCAGAUUCAACCACAGUGGGUCUUCUGGGCCCUUGGCCGCCCGGCUACAGACACCCGGGGGGAGGGUGAGCCCCUGCAGCCUCUUUGGGUUCAGCCUGGGGUGGCCCAGCCCCCCGCCCCCUGAGCCUCCCGAGGAGUCCCCAGGGCCAGUUCCGUGUGGACACUGGCAGGGCCAGAGCCCUCCUCCCCCAGAAAAGUGGGGAGGGACCUCUCCCCACCACGGCGGCCAUCUGCUUCUGGUCACCUGCAGCCCCUUGGCGCAAGGGUGGACACUCAGGGUGCCAGACGUGUCAUCUGGCAGGUGGGCCCGUCCUGGGCCUGCGCGGCCACAAGGCCUCCUUGCUCCGAGGGGGCCCUGUGCCCGUGAAGUCCCUGGCACAGCAGUUCCCACGUGUCCUGCAGCUCUGAGAAGCGGCUGUGGCACCAGGUCCAGGCCUCGAGGACCCUGCAGCAAGGCCUGCACCCUCCCUGCCUGGUGUGGACACUGAGUCUACACAGCCUGAGCCCCGGGGGCAGCACGUUCUCCUCUGACUCACCCCAGCUACUGCCGCCGUGCUCCUCAGCACAGAGCCUGGCCUCAGGCGUGCUGUUCUGGGCGGCGGGCCCCCGGAGCACCAGGCGGCGGGCAGCAGCUCCGUGUCGGCAGCAGUGUGGGAUGUGGUGCCCAGAGCCCAGCAGUGACCCCAGAAGCCCCAACGCACUCAUGCUGUGGAGCAGGUGGCGGCGGGGUUGAGGCCCGGGCCCAGGAUGGAGGGAGUCAGUGUGAGCUCCGGCCCCAGGGCCAGGGCGACAGGAGGGGGGGGCCGUGGUUUGGGGUGUUUGUUGACAGGCCCUAUCCUGUGGAGCAGAGGCUCCUUCUCGGCCUGAGUCCACCCCCAAGGAGCACUCUGGCCGGUGUGGCUGUGCCUGCAGGCAGGGACCCCAGGACCCACCUUGUGGGGUGCUCAGGCUGGGGGCGGUGCCACUCAGGGUCACUCCCAACUUGAGGGGCGCUGUUGGGGUUCCAGGCAGAUCCCCAGCCACGCAUCCCUUUCCGUGUCCCCUGCUGCUGGGCCGGUGCCCUCCCAGGACCAGUGGUGCUCACACCUGCCCAGCAGAUGCAGGAAGGAGGACACGGGGCGCUGGGCCCGCCGGGGAGGGCAGAGGCGGGGGGUCAGAGCCCGCGUUCCCCUCCUGCUCCCCGGGCCAGGCUGAGGCCAGAGCAGAUGGUGCCCCAAGCUUCUGCCUGCAAACAUGCGAGUGUAGAGUCAAAUGAGAAGACGAGCAUGGGGUGAUCCUGAGCCGAGGCCGGGCCAUGGGGCGUUGACCUCUGGGGUGAUGGGUGCCCUCGGGAAGUGGCGUGGAGUCCCCGGUCCCCCUCCAAGAGUGAGUUCUGUGUGGGGGCUCGGGCCUGCGGUCCCGGGAUGCAGGCACCUGCGAAGUCUGCAGUUCUCUGCUCGCCCCGCUGGAUGAACCACCAGGGCCAGCGGCCACCAUCCGUCCCCAGCAUCAGGACGAGGGCCCCAGUCCUCACCAGGUAUGUGAGACUGGCCCGCGGGGAACCCGCUCACCUGGAACCCCAGAGACCCAGGGCAUCUCAGAGGUGGCGUGGGCAUCCAGCCAGCGUCUGGAGGCCCCACAGCCCGAGCCAGGCCAGAACCCGGCAGGAAGUUGUGGGUUGUGGUUGCGGCCAGCCCACUUGGGCUCUCUUCCACCAGGAUGGGGAGUGUCAGCCCCGGGGAACAAACUCACUUGAGACUCUCCCGCUUGUGUUUAGGCUGGAGCCGAGGGCUGCCAGGCAAGCAGCCCUCCCGGGCGCCCCGUGAGCCCGCCCCACACCCCCACCCCGCCGUCCCUGGCCCGCAGCCGGGAGCUGGGAUGCUGGCCGGGCGAGCCGUGCUCUUCCUCUCCCUGACCUGGACCACCUGCCGUGGCCUGGCGAUGCCCCGGGUCACAGAAUGCGGCGUCUCCUGCUCUCCGGGCUUCGCCUGCAGGAGCCGAGUGAACCGGAACAUCUUUAACAGCUUCUGCCGGCAAGCCCCCAGGUCCCUGUCCCCGUCGGUCCUGGAGGCCCUGACGCUGUCCACUGCCAUGAAGUGCGCCCCCCACGAUGACUGCUCCCUGGUCCUGCACGUCCAGGCCUCCCUGACGCUGCAUGAGGGCCUUCGGGGCCUGGAGGCCUGCUCCAUGAAUGUCGACACCCAGGAGACACGGUGUCAAAGUGUGCGGGUCUCCAGAGCCUCCCGCCGACUGCAGGUGGGGCGGCAGCUCCAGGUGCAUUUUGACUGCUUCGAAGUGGGUGUGGCUCAGAGCCUCUACGUCACCCUGAGGACAGUCCCCCACUUCUGUGGGAUCCAGCUGGACCGGCAGUACCACGUGGAAGACUGUGGAGACCAGGACGUGGGGAGGAACCUGCCCGGCUGCUCCGCCAAGAAGUUCUCUUACCGGGUGGACCGCGACCGCAAGGUGGUUCUGGUCCAGGCGCCCGAGGCCCCCGCGGGCUCCGACUACUACGUCCGCCUCUGCCUCAAGUGGUUCACCUGUGAGGACGUGGGAGCCCCGGCGCGAGUGACAGCCAACCGGCUCUCCCGCACCGUCUCUCUGCCCUACAGCCGAGAGCUGCCCUGCUUGUGCCUUGAGGGCUGGUCUGCGACCCCUGACGCCGUGCGGAUGCAGGCCUGUCCCUUCGAGGAUGACACAGAGGCACUGUGGGACGCCGUCCACUACCACCCGGGGGCCCAGGCCCUGAGCUGGGAGCCUGCCUGUCCCGUGAGUGGCCACGUGAGCCUGUGCUGGCGCCCCGGGCCGGGGGCACUCUGCCACCACCUGGAGCACUCAGGCCGAGCAGCCGAAGGCAGGGUGAGUACCCAGCAGGUGGGGUGGGGUGGGCGUGGCCACGGGCCUGACCUGAGCGCCCCGCAGGUGCAGUACCCGCGGGUGGACACGCAGCCCCAGCUCUGCCUCAAGUUCUCCACCAGCCGGGGCUUCUGGGUGAGGUGCCCUUUCAAAGGGCAACGCUUCCAAGCCUGGAAGAUGACCGUCCAGCCAGCAGCCUCUCAGGGCCACCUCCGGGUCACCUUCUUCUCGCCCGAGGCCGCCCACUUCCAGGUGUACCUGUGUCAGCAGAGGAAGAUGUGGCCCCCUGCCUGCCGCCCUGCACUCUGGGCAACCGCCCUCCCUCCAGCCUCAGGUGACUUCAUGGCAGGCCCUGCGGUCGCCUUCGUAGACGUUCCCAGGGACGAGGCUUGUGUUCCCAACACCUGCAUCCAGGGCCGGAGGACCGACAUGCUCUUCUCUGCCCCCCAGCAGCUGUGUGACCUUCGGUGCCCUGCCAGCCAGGGGACAGCAGACUGAGGCCAGGAGCUGCGUGUGGCACGAGUGAGUGCCCAGCUGAGCGCUGGGGGGCGGGGGGGCAGCGCCUGGGCCCCAGAGCCUCUGGCCUCGGAGCCCAAAGGUGCCUCACCCGCACCCAGGCCGUGGGGCCCGAGCCACGGGACUUUGAGCCAGACGGAGGCCUUUCAGGCCCGACGGACUUCCACGCCCCAGGCCAGGGGCCACCCACCGGCCACUGGGCUGUCGGAUGUGCCCCGUGGAAGUCUCACGCUGGCUUCUGAGGGCCUCCGGCUGCCCCUCCCAAGCUCCAUCAUCGGACUCUGGCAUCCCCCGCCCAACCCACAGACGGCAGGGACAGGCCCUGGGCUGCCCCCGAUGGUCGGCGGUGCUGCAAAUGCCCUCCUAGCCUGUGGCCUGGCUGCGCUGUCCUCCCGCCCCCGUAAUGGGGCUGCUGCCCCCACAAAGCCAGUACGCACCCCACACUCAGUAAACACGUG
Molecule: messenger RNA, 4103 nt
Organism: Canis lupus familiaris (dog)
Lineage: Eukaryota; Metazoa; Chordata; Mammalia; Carnivora; Canidae
Gene: IL17REL
Product: interleukin 17 receptor E like
Exons: 15
Coding region: 1993-3627 (544 amino acids)
Molecular function (GO): interleukin-17 receptor activity
Source: RefSeq, a predicted model, not a curated record